Messenger RNA from Oikopleura dioica, 2583 nucleotides. The record is from the annotation of a GenBank genome assembly. NCBI's taxonomy places the organism in Eukaryota, Metazoa, Chordata, Appendicularia, Copelata, Oikopleuridae.
AUGGACACGGAUCUUGAAUGCGUAUUUGACAACUACCCGGCUGGCUUGGGUGUUGACCAUUGUCGUCUAUUUUCUUAUCAGCUGGUGCGAGCGAUCAAUUUCAUCCACACGGCGCGCAUCAUUCACCGAGACAUCAACCCCUCCAAUAUUCUCGUCAACCCCGACACGCUAUUUGUAAAGCUUGGAGACUUUGGAUCGGCGAGAAUUUUGGACGUUCGUUUCGGAAAGCGCUGCCUUUCUAUUCCCGCCUAUGCGCGGUAUUAUCACGCGCCUGAAGUCUUAGCUGGAACUGGCAUCUAUGACCUAAGCUCGGACAUGUUCUCCCUUGGCUGCGUCCUGUACAUUAUGGCAACUGGUACGAUUCCAAUAAAGCACGAGUCCGGAGCUGCCCCUGAUCUUCUCAAAGAAUGGAAGUCUUUUACACUGACGCAAAAAGUAUCUCCCGACGCCAUUUUCUCCAAUUUGAUCGAAAAGUGCCUUUCAACCGAGCCAACUAACCGUCCAACAGCAAGCACCCUCUGUAACUCGUCAUUUUUUGCCGAACUGAGCAACAGCGCGGUGCACCAAGUGCCCAAGUCCAAGUUUUCUGUUGAAGAGGAAGUUUUCGAUUACGAACAUAUUUACGAUGCGUUGGAAUUGGCAGUCAAAGAUUGUAAACCAGACAUGGAACUGUCAAAAUCUGGCCCAGCGAAACCGAAUUCAAUUCGCUCUUUCGCAGAUUGGUCGGAUUUUUCAAUUGCUACUUCCACAGUCUCUGAACACGAGGCGCGCAUUGCCCAGACCGAUUUCGCCUUUGGAAUUCAAAUUCACGACUGCUCGGACAAAAAAGACAGAAUGUUUUACGAAGACCAUGUUGCCGAAUCUGGCUCUGUUUUCGACCCAUACAAGUGGGAUCGUAAAGAGGCAGCAAAGCCGAUCUCAAAGUCAAACUACACGAUCAGCGAUUGUGGCUAUCAGUCGGAUCCGCAUGCCAUGUCUAGUAUUCCGAGCUUGAUUCGAUUUUCAGAGUCUCCCGAGGCGAGUAGUGAUCAUGAGUUGACCGUUGUCUGUGCAACAGAAGGAGAACAGGUUCAAGUCGAACCAACAAUUGAAUCCGUUUAUCAAGCUGCUCCUCCAGAUAACUCUCAGAAUGAACCUCAGGCAAAAACUCGUUCACCAAAGAAGAAGAAGCCAACAACUAUCGAUACAACAACUUCAGUGCCAUCAUUUGCUUCGGUUCCUUCGGCUGUCUCAGAUGAACCUUCUGUUUCUUCCAAAAUAAGUACUGUGCCAUCGAGACGACAGUCUUCUCUCGACAUAUUACUUGCGAAACAGGUCGAUCCAGCCGUGGAUCAGCUUCAACAAGUAAUCAACAACUUGCAAAAAGAAAACUCCCGCCUAACAACUCUGAUCGCCAAAAAAGAUACGCAGAUCAACACGCUAAAUGAAGAUAUCCAAAAUUUACAGCUCGCCUCGGCUGACCUAAAAAGAGAUAAUCUCUUCUUCGCGGGCGAGGUCAAGAGCCUUGAAGCCAAGAAUGAAUCGAUGACGAAGGAAGUUUUCACUGCCAAGAUGGAUCUUGCCAAAGUCAAAACUGAGAAGGAAGAGGAGUUGCUCGAGGUGGAAAGAGAAAAGAGAGAUCUUGAGUACAGAAUGGAGCUGAUCAAAUUUGAAAACGAAAAAAUUGGGCGCGAUUGUGCCAAAUCCUUGAGCAGGGUUGAUCACGAGAGAAUCAUUGCCUCCACUCAAGCGAACUUCGACCAAGUUCUCAAAGGCAUGGAAAUGCAAAUGCUUCAAGCUCAAAUUGACGCGAAAAAAGAAGAGGAAAAGCUCUCGAUGGCUCAUGGGACCAUCAAAUCUCUUAUGCAAGAAAAAGAACGUCUUGUUAUUACUGCGGAACAAGAACGCCAAAAGACCGCAGACGAAAGAGCUCGGGUUGCUCCGCUUAUUGUCCAAAACGAAAGUCUUUCGAAGCGUUGUGAAAUUCUCCUCCACAAAUACGAAGCACUAUCGCGAGAUUUAGACUCGGCAAAUCGCCAAAUCCACGUCCAGGAACGCGUCUUUACAGCCAAAACUUCCAUCAGCUCAGAGAAGAGCCUUACGUCGAUGAAAGAAAUGAUGUAUUCUGUUCAAGAUGAUUGGAAAAAUGUCACAGAGUUAUUAAAAGAAGUCCAAGAAGAGAACCACCAGAAAAGUCAGCAUCAAUACCAGAACUUUUUGAAAAAUAUCCAUGACACUACUCUUGAUCUUCGCCAGCGAGAAAUGGACUUGAGUUUCCGCGAAGAUCAAGUCCGCCAUGCCAACGCCAUCGCAGCUCUUCGUGAAAAUCACCUGAUAAAAAUGUCCGACGCCUUCAACAAAGCUGCCGAAGAAGCAAAGAACCUCAAGGCAAAGCCGGCUAAUGACGAACUCUUGAAACUCUACUCCCUCUUCAAGCAAGCUACCAUUGGUGAUUGCAACACUUCCCGCCCAGGUAUGAUGGACUUCUCUGGCAAGGCAAAGUGGGACGCCUGGAACGCGCUAAAGGGCAAGUCCACCGCCGACGCGGAGAAAGAAUACGUCGAUACCGUCGAAACUCUUAAGGGCAAAUACGGACUGGCCUAA